Molecule: messenger RNA, 712 nt
Organism: Urocitellus parryii (Arctic ground squirrel)
Lineage: Eukaryota; Metazoa; Chordata; Mammalia; Rodentia; Sciuridae
Gene: Rab38
Product: RAB38, member RAS oncogene family
Biological process (GO): phagosome-lysosome fusion; endosome to lysosome transport
Cellular component (GO): phagocytic vesicle; trans-Golgi network; lysosome
Molecular function (GO): GTPase activity; GTP binding
Source: RefSeq, a predicted model, not a curated record
CAGGAUGCAGGCCCCGCACAAGGAGCACCUGUACAAACUGCUGGUGAUCGGCGACCUCGGCGUGGGCAAGACCAGCAUCAUCAAGCGCUAUGUGCACCAGAACUUUUCCUCGCAUUACCGAGCCACCAUAGGCGUGGACUUCGCGCUUAAAGUGCUUCACUGGGACCCGGAGACAGUAGUGCGCCUGCAGCUCUGGGACAUCGCAGGUCAAGAGAGAUUUGGAAACAUGACACGAGUCUACUACCGAGAAGCUAUGGGUGCGUUUAUUGUCUUUGAUGUCACCAGACCAGCCACAUUUGAAGCAGUUGCAAAGUGGAAAAAUGAUUUGGACUCAAAGUUAACUCUCCCUAAUGGCAAACCAGUUUCUGUGGUUUUAUUGGCCAACAAAUGUGACCAGGGGAAGGAUGUGCUCAUGAACAAUGGCCUCAAGAUGGACCAGUUCUGCAAGGAGCAUGGUUUCGUAGGAUGGUUUGAAACAUCAGCAAAGGAAAAUAUAAACAUCGACGAAGCCUCCAGGUGCCUGGUGAAGCACAUACUUGCCAAUGAGUGUGAUCUAAUGGAGUCCAUAGAGCCGGACCUGGUGAAGCCCCAUCUCACCUCACCCAAGGCUGUCAGCUGCUCCAGCUGUGCCAAGUCCUAGUAGGCUCCUCUGCUGGCCUGUGAUGAAGAUAACCCUAUGAUCCCAUGAAUUGUGCCUCAAUUUUUACCAUUU